AUACCAGAAAUAUUUGGCAUUACAACGUAUUGAACGGUUUUUAAAAGCGGUCACAUUUCUACGCUGCCCUAAAAUAUUCAUAAAUAUUUGAUAUUUCCAAUUUAUUUGAACAAAAAAUAAUAUAAAUGCUCAAAAAAUUGCAACAUAACUUGAAAAUUUAAUAAGUCGUCGCCCAACCAACACAUUUCAAUUGUCACACGAUGCUGAUACGUUGGAAGAGCAAAGAUAAAAGUUCAUCGAACCAGAGCAGCAGCAACAGCAGCAGUAGCUCAUCAAAGAAAAAACGAAAAGGACGUGAAGCAGAAGACUGGCAGAAUGACGCCAAAACUGGGCGUAUGCCAACUAAUGAGCAAGUCAGCGAUCAUAGGAGAGGUAUGCGACGAGACGAUCCGCGGCGGCACACACUUGGCGGCGAUAUGAUAUUGUAUGCUGGUAAUCAAGGACAGCAGCAGCAGCGGGCCAUGGAUCUAGAGAUGAGUACGCGCGCACAGAAAAACAAAAAGAAUAAUGUACCACGCGGCUAUACUCCCUUGAAUCAAGGACCUUUGUUCGACGAUGACCCAGGCAUUAUGUCCGAGGUAGAAACGGCAAGCACUGGCUUUCGGCGUGGCAAUAAACAACGGUCUUCGCUUCCAGUCGUUAGAACACCUUCGAAGACGUUGGAGCGCCCUUUAGGAUUAGUAUUUUUACAGUAUCGUUCGGAAACAAAACGCGCUUUAUUGCCUAACGAAAUAACCUCAAUUGAUACGGUUCGAGCGCUUUUCGUUCGUUCCUUUCCACGACAACUAACCAUGGCAUAUCUGGAAGGUCCAAACGUUAAGAUCUACAUACAUGAUGCAAGCAAAGACAUGUUUUAUGAACUAGAGGAUGUUCGUUCACAUUUACGAGAAAUUCGUGACCGGUCAGUAUUGAGGCUUUUUGAGUCCACUGAAGUUGCUGCACCGCCACAAAUUCUACCAGGUGGCCCUGGCGUACCUCAGCCACUCCCACAAGUUACGCCUAAUCAUUGGGACCAAGACCAGAGCUAUUUCAGCGAACCAGAAUUUGAUUCAGACUACAAACAUCAACACAUUCAUAAAUCAAAGAUUGGUAAACAGGCGGCACCGUACUAUGUGGGCACCUCGCAGACGUUACCGCGCGGCAUGUACUCAUCUGAUCGCACAAAAGUUCCCAUUGGAGCGCCAGUGAAACCCUUGCGGGCGCACAACUCAAGAGGUAGCAUGGAGCCAUUAUUUCCUUAUACCCCGGAUCAGUUAUAUAGCAUCCCAGAUGGUUACUCAAGUUCACCUGAACGCAGCACACGAGGCAACUACGAAGAACCAUAUUACAGUCAAUACGGAACCAGAGGACCAGUGGUUGCGCCAAUCAUUGACGAAGAGCAGGGUGAUGUGGGUCUUACUGAAGAUCAAUACGCCGUAUAUGGAAUGAAAGUUGGACCCGGGCGACUACCAAGACCGAAUCAAAUGUACGAUUCAGCUAGGCCUGAGGACUUGCAUCGUAUACGGGUAGAACACAUGGAACGCCAAUUGGCCAAUUUAACAGGUCUAGUACAGAAAGCACUCGUAAAUCAACAGCCCCAAAUUACACCGAUUCCCGUGCCAACCUUGGAUCAAAACUAUUUGGUUGUACCAACGCAGUGCCAAGCUAACGGGUCGGGAAAUGAUUUGUAUAUAAGGGAAAAGGCACCGAAGUUAGGGAAGAGCUCAUGCCAGAAAUCAGUGUCGUUUGAAAAGUCAGUUUCCUUUAGUGACGACAUACAAGGAAUACCCAAAUCUCAUAGUCCUCAACACGCUGCCGAUAACAAACCUACAAAACCAGCAAUAAAAUCAUCGACUUUACCUCGUACAUCUUCCCAGGAGAGAGACCGCCUUAAACCGCCGCCGCCCCCCAAGCCAUUGGUUUUGGCUCAGACACACCAAACCUAUCGCGCUGAUAUAGCGCUUGCUCCAGAGGUAUACAAUCAUUUGCGUGGAUUACAGAAAAAGGCCAAGGAUCUUCGCAUGGAGGUGCGCACACUACGCCGCCUCUCUCAAGCACAAGCGGUCGCAGUGCGCGAAGACAUCAAAGGAACUUUUAUGCGCAUACGUGCCACACUGCUGGCCAGCAGCGGUACAUUUUGGGGCAGCCAUCAGGGUGAUCAAGAUGCCACGCGAAUCUCGCGCGAAGAGGAACUCUAUAAACAAGAAGUUAUCAGACUGGAAAAAGACCUGAGCGACUUGGAGGCUUCUGUGGAGACACUACGUGGCGAAGUUAUUAAUCGACGUACACGUGUCAAUAUGACCGCCGUGGAGGACAUGGCAUUGGUACUCAGCAGAGCCAGCAAAACCGUUGCGGAAUUAAAAAUGAAAUUUCCUGGACUUUCCAAUGGACUACGUUGCAUGCUAUCGAGCGAAAUGGAACGUGUCGUACGGGAAGAGAAAUUUCUAAAAGAAGAACCUGACAGGCUUGAGUCGGCAUUAAGACGAUGUAAAAAACUAACGGGUACAUUAGUAACAUUGAAAAGGCUGGCCAGCGUACAAGAGCAACGAUUGCCCCCCAACGAACCGCAAAUCAACGAAGAGCCGCCUCGUUCGGCUGAGAUCUCCAAUGCAGACAAACCAAUCCCAACACCCAGGAUGGGGUCGUUCGCUAUCAGCGGGGGACCCGAAAACGCACUCGAUGCUCUGCUAGACGAAUUGCAGACCUUUUCGAAACCACUCUCACAGAAUAACGAGGUACGCCCCGAUGAUUCAACAUCUGAUGAAAGUUCGCAAGCACUGCAAAGCACAGUCACCACACAAAUAUCCCAAGCACGUCUCUAUAUCCAAACUACCGACACAAACAUCAUUCCAAUACAAUCGCAACCCAUUUCCACCGCAGCCACCAGCAUUGUUAAUACUUUGCCACAUAAGCAAAGCAAUCACAUCGCCAACGAAUCCAUUGGUAAUGCAACUAAUGUAACCUCUCUUAUGGUGCAUACCAAUGUUGGCAGUCUUCGGCGUCUCCAUUCAUAUCCCAGUGGGUCAGAUACAGACAUAUCACCGCCACAGAACGUACGUGCGGUGACUAACAAGCCACCAGUCCCUGAACGCACCGCAGAUCUGAUAACGAAAGUGACCAACAAACGUAUACCUCCACCACCCCCACCGCGAACUAGCUCGCGUAGUCCACUCGCCAGCCCCACAAACCCAAAUGUACCACACCAGUUACCAACGGUUAGCGAAACCGACGUCUUGGGUAACAAGUCAGAUAGCGGCGGAGGAAGUGGCAAUUCCAGCGGUAACGAGUCAGCGAACGACCACGUCCAGAGGCAAGUGGCUUUGGAAAUGCGUCAUCAGGAAUUGCUCAAAAAGCAGAAGCUCUUACAGGAACAAUACCAACGCUUGCAGCAAAUGACGAAGAUUACCGGCGUAGAAAUGACCGCCAUAGAUAGCACAGUCCAACUACAGAAAACUAGCAGCGACUCUAAUUUACAACAAAAAAUCAACGUUCACCAGUCACCAAUAGCCAAUGUGGGAGAGAAGUCACAAGAUAAUGGCAUGCCAGGAACAGAGAAGUGUGAUAAUACAAAACAAGUCACCAAUGUCAUUGCAUCAAAUCCAGAAACACUGGGAAAUUCGGGUGGUGGCGGCAACGAUAGGAGCAGCAAAAGUGUUGGCAGCGCUGGCGGCUCUACUACAAAGCAGCUAUAUGAGACCGAAAUACUCUAACAUAAACCAGUAAUAAUGGUGGAAUGGCAGGAAACUGAAAUUGAUAUUUGAGUAAAGGAUAAAAAGCACAAACACACAUGACGCACUGGAGCACAGGUUUUACUUGGAACACGCUUACCGCUGACAACUGGCAACUGGCAAACGUUAUUGUAAUAAACGCACAGAAAACCUACACCGCACUAUAUUGCAAGAAAACAACGAUUAACAUUAACGGAUGAAAAUUUAAAAGAGUGUUAAAAAUGUAUAUGUUUGAAAGAACAAAAGACACUAGUAUCUGUAUAAAUAUGUGAUUAUUGUGCUGGUUGGCAAAUAACUGGCUGGUAAUGAUUAAGAUUUAAAAAUAUUCUGAAGAUAUUAUUCUAAAACCUAUUGUAAUAUAGUCGUGACUACAUUUGCAUUUAGUAUAGGAAAACCUAGUCAAGCUAUUUAUAGCUGUCCCUUGCUCAAUCCAUCGAGAGAGCACAAAUUUCUCAGAUUUAGAGUGCCCGUCUUUUGCAUCUGACCAUAGCGCAAACAUAAUUUAGGGGAACUUAUGUUCCAAGCUUAUUUCAAAAAGCUCAUAAGAAAUGAAUGCAAUAUUGCAAGCUACAAAGCUACGGCAAAUUAACUUGUUCGAGUUUAGAUUAAAAAGGAAAAACUUUGGUGACUAACAAAAAGCAACCUACUUCAAAAAUAUCGCUCUCACUAAAGCAACACGCAAACUCGUUAACAAUAAGCAGACAACAGGCACUUAAAAUAAAACUUAAUCACAUUGUAAUGUUACAUUCCCUGCAACGAUACUCGAUAAACGUUUACGGCUCACCGGUAUCUUUGCAAUAGUAAGCUCAAGCGAUAUUCCCUGCAUAUACAUACAUAUUAGCAGGAAAUUUUCACUCUGUGUUGAAUGCUCCCAGAGUGGUACACAGUGUUUUUGUUUAUUUUAUUAAUGUAUUCCUUCGGUACAGGGCUAUCGCAAUCGCCACACUUUCUCACACAUCACACACUUUUACAAAUAUAGAUAUGUAUGUGCACAAGUGCAUAUUCAAAUUGUCUGGUCUUAGUUUUAGGAUUUAAGCUGUUGUACUUGUAGUCUAGGAUACAGUACUGCGUAAGGCUUUAGAUUUAGAAAUAGUUGCUACACUUACGUAAUUUAUUUUGGUACAAUAAGUACUCAUUAAUUUAAUAUGAAAAUGAAAUGGUAUUUAGACUUGCAUAUGAUGUAGAAUAUAUUGCUGCAAUAUAUGUAUGUAAAGUUGGUGACCAUAGCUCGAAAUGAAUCGAAUCAAAAUGGGAACGAAAAGACACUAUGUCGGCUUAAAUGAAAUUUAGAAGGCAUUUGUUUUGCCUAGUUGUUAUUUAGUUAAUAUUUUAAAAUUGCUAGUUAUAAAUGGUUGAAUAUAUAAAUUAAAUUAUUUGCACUUACAAGGGUAUAUCCACAUAUACAUUGCGAAGAGUGGAAUGGUCCUACAAGUCCUCGAUAACAAUAUUUAAACAAGUAUAUAUAGCAAUGAAAUCAUAGUAAAUCUGCAAUUUGCAAUGCAAGUUGAUCUAAUUAACCGUCAAAUGUAUGUAUGACUAUGAGAUGUUAUUUGUUGUAAUGCACAUGAAAUUCGCAAUUUUAUUAUUAUAUAAGUAAAAUGUUAGAUUUUUAGUACGUAUACAUGCAAAAAUUCAUAUCCAUGUAUUUGUAAAGUAUUUGUUUUUGUUAAAUGUUCACAAAUACUCUACGUACUAAAUAUUUAUGCGUUAAUGCUUUAGUCCUUUUGUUAACCAAUAGUCAUAAUUCACCUUAUCCAAUUAUUAUAUGUAUGAAUGUAUAUUCACAGAAUAAUAUGUACUUGUGUGUGACUAACAUGCAAAUGAAUUAUAUUAAAUUAGUAAUUGUACUAGCAUAAAAUGGCAAAGAUCAAGCAAGAAGUAGAAAAUAGAUGAAAUAAAAUUAAACUGCCUGUACAGGAGCUCAAUACUAAGUAAAGACAUAGGUACUUAUAUAAGAUCUCUGUGAGAGUUGGUGUGUGGCAAAAAUGUGCAGGCAGUAACCUAAUAAGUUAACCAUAUACACAUAACAAAGUAAUCCCUAGCAUAUUGAUGAAAAAGUCAUGCCAAUUACGCAUUUUACUUGACAAAAGUUUUGUUAAAUUGGCAAGGAAAGUGAGACUGAUAGUUUUAUGUACAUUACACGCAUUCAAAAAACCAAGCAAACAAACGAACUAUAGUAUUUCGAAUAUUUAUGAAUACCAAAUACAACAUUAUACGAAAUUAAAAUAUUAUAUUAUCAUUUAGUUAAACAUCAAGUGGGGCAGCAAUAAUUUGAUUGAAAAUACUACGUAUUAAAAGGCAAAACAUUCGAAACACUUAACUAUUUUCAAAAAUAUUUCUAAUCACGUCAUUCUUUCAUAUGCGUGGCUAUACAUACAUACAUAGACAUUUUCAAACAAACUAUUGCUCCCGCCAAUCACGUAAGCGUCGAAUCAAAGCAUAACUUAGAAAAUAUGAGUAAAUUAAAAACUAAUCAAAGAAAUAAAAUAAUUGAAUAUUAACCCUAUUACACACGCCAUUCCAUUCAGCAGUCUCUAUGUCAUUACAACUUCAGAAUAAAAUAAAAAGACAAACAAGAUGCAUACUCACAUACGUAUGUAUAGUUAAUAAGAAAUAUUAUUGUUUUGACAUACUAAAUACUCGACUGGUCUCUACAAGUUUGAACAUCAAGCCAAGAUAGUUUAUGAAGAAGUAAUUUUUAAAAUACAUGUGAAAAACAGAACUACAA
Bactrocera oleae (olive fruit fly) is the source of this 6435-nucleotide messenger RNA. Its product is annotated as coiled-coil domain-containing protein CG32809. Lineage: Eukaryota; Metazoa; Arthropoda; Insecta; Diptera; Tephritidae. The record is from RefSeq and is a predicted model, not a curated record. Gene Ontology annotation, cellular component: cytoplasm.